CCCAAGAGAAGAAGGAGGGUUUGGUGUUUAGUUAGCAGUGAUGGCGUCGUACUGGAGGAUGUUGGUGUUAUUGAUCUCUUCGGUGUUGGUGUGUGUUUCGGCGGAGACGCGACCGUUCGGCACGGAAAAUGUGAUUAACGUGACCGCAUUUAGUGAAAAUGAGGAGUCGACCUACAACGUGCAGAUAAGCUUAAACGUCAGCCUGGUGGACAAUAAAACUACCGUCAACGGGGUUCCACUCAAGCCGUCCGAGGUGAUGAGGAUGCCCUGCCAGGCUUUGCUGUUGGACGAUGGUAACGUGAGCCUGAGUGACGAUGCUGGGAUGUUGAUCAGCAGCGUGCUGAGGCUGAUGCUGGAUCACUCGUAUAUGCAGAGCGAAGCAGGAGACGAAGUGCUGCUGCUGACUCUGGGUCAGGAGAUGAUCCAGCUGGGUGAAGAGAAGGUCUGGCAGCCCGACGUGUGGGAAGUGAAAAUGCUCCUGAACCAGACCUCCUCCGAGGUCACCCAGGAACACAACAUCUACCCAGCGAGAUCCAGCAAGAUUGUCGCCAUGCCGCGAGAAAACGACAUCAUCAUGAGUGAAGAGUACAUCGCCAAAACAGUUGAGGACCCGGUCCUUCACACGACCAGCCACUACCCGCUGAGGCAGGCGGAAACCACGCAGGAGGAGACGGCCGCUCCGGGGAAGCUUCCAGAGACGCCACUGCGCAUGGAACCCAACAUGAUGUACGAGGACGCACCCGAGGACAACGUCAAUACCGACGAUCUGCUCUCGGAAGUCCCUCUCCGCCAGUCGCCCUCGUCUUAUAAUGUGGUGUGUCGGUGGGUGGAGGAGCUCAGGGACCGGCUGAGACGCUUCUGCUCCGAGUCUCUGCCUCUGUUCUUCCUCAUCAUGUGGGUGGUGGUCGUCGGCGUCGUCGGCUCUGCGGUUAUCAUCAAGAUCCUCGACCUCUUGUUUCCUACAUGUGAACACAAGGCUUUUUUCCAGCUGAACCCUGAGACCUUGAUGCCGGAGGAGGAGAAGCAGAGUCUGAUCGAGAACGUGGAGCUGGAGGUGGAAGAGCCAGAGAAAAGCCCUGAAAAGGGAGAGCUGUACUGAUUUCUUUCUUUUUUUUUUUUGUCCCCUCCUAUCCCUCGUUACCUGCUUUUGUGGUUUCUGUGAGUGUUUCCCUUUCCGAAUGUAGCACUUUACGAGUCUCGGAUCGCUCCAUUUUCUUUAUCCUAAAGAGUGAGCGAUGUUUCUGUUUCAGAGGCUUUGUCCGAAUUUAAUAUUAACUAUUUACUAUUUUUUUGUUUGGGUUUUUCCAAGUUAUUGCUGUCGCAUCGUGUGUCUAUGGGGAAAAAAAAUAAAUCCUGUUGUGUAUGAUAUAUGAUAUUUAUGCACUUGUCACAUUAAGAUGUGAACGUGGAAUGAGACAUGAUAAAGUUUCGGGACCAAGCCGUGUGGUAUACAAGGUCUGUGUUUAUAAUCGGUGUAUAGAGCUGAAGCGGAGGAAACAAUUUCCAAGAAGAAGAAGACAGAAUGAAGUUUGCAAAUGAAGGGGGAACAAGCCACAUUUUAGUGCACCUUUUGUGAAACUGGAGAUUGAUUCACUUUUUUUUUUUUUUCUUCCACCCUGUGGACGUUAUACGGUCGUGGUAAAAUGUUCGUUGUAAAAAUCGACCCACGUUGGCAUGCACCUGCUCUCAGACUACAAUCAAUCAUGAAUUAAGGUCGUGAUUAAGCACAGCUGAAUAUGAAAUGUUUUUUUAUUUAAUCUCGUCAGAAGCAUGUGAUCUGAAACAGUGAACAGUGCUUACACUAUGUUUUUAUUUCAUUCUGUAUUUCAUGCCAUGCUUUUCUUCAGAUUUAUUAAACGGUUUAAAUAUAUCUCGCAUCACUGGUGACGAGGGUGAAAACAGACCAUGACCAUUUAUGGUCUAAUUCUCAAAUCUGAUUGGUCCUGAAGUGUUGAUUAAUUUUCUGUUGAUAAGUUUGACAGCAGCAUUAUAUCUCUGUGAAAUGAGUCUGCCUUUGAGAGAGAAAGAGAGGAGUGACGUUUGUGUAUAAAGAUGUAAAAUCAUUACUGUAGAAAUAAAACGGGCUGUUAGUGAAAAAUAA
This is a messenger RNA of Clarias gariepinus (North African catfish), 2101 nucleotides long. It is a transcript of the gene ginm1, whose product is annotated as glycoprotein integral membrane 1. The transcript has 8 exons. Lineage: Eukaryota; Metazoa; Chordata; Actinopteri; Siluriformes; Clariidae. The coding region runs from base 41 to 1099 and encodes 352 amino acids. The record is from RefSeq and is a predicted model, not a curated record.